Chondrus crispus (carragheen) is the source of this 276-nucleotide messenger RNA. RefSeq lists its product as hypothetical. The coding region runs from base 1 to 276 and encodes 91 amino acids. The record is from RefSeq and is a predicted model, not a curated record. The transcript has a single exon. NCBI's taxonomy places the organism in Eukaryota, Rhodophyta, Florideophyceae, Gigartinales, Gigartinaceae.
AUGAUCGCUGGAACGGCUCACAACCUCAAGGUAAGAUGUGCACUUUGUACAUAUCUUACCUUACGUAUCUGGCAGAGCGCAGCGCGGUCAACCCAAGCUCAUCUGCAUCACAGAGACAACGUGCCAUCGUCCGGGCCUGUUCUGCCCUUACAAACGUGUCAAUCGCAACCGUUAUCAACGAUAGCAGACGGGCUAGAGAUUGCGACGGAUAAAAUUAGACUGCAAUCGCCAGGGGCCAGUAAACAGAGCUUCGAGAAUGUAGAUACUUUACCCUGA